AUGGCCAAAUACGAAAUUGUUGGCGAAUUUCAAAAGAACGUUAAAAGGUUCGCAUUAAGGGGGCGUACAAUAGAAUUCAAAAUCAAAGACGUUCCACCCAAUGAAAACACAGUGUUGUGGAUCAAAACAGCCAUCAACCAAAUAAUCUCUUAUAUAUGCACUGACGUUUCUCCUUCUGAUAUGAUCGGGUUUAAUUUUUGUUCUAAAAAGUUUUCGCGAGGGGGAGGGUACUUACGAUUCCAGCCUGCCGAAUCGGUAUCUUUUGAAGAUAUUUGGGGAUUAAUUUCGAGCAUUUAUCAAUCUAAUUCAGCUGGUUUAAGUACGGAAACCUUCUGUUUGGAGGCUACAAUUAUCCGGGUGCCAUCCGGCAAAGGUAGGAUUAAGGCGGGUAACUACAACAAUUUUGAGGAAGAAUGUUCUGCUCGAAAGGGGAUUAUUUCCAUUAAAAAUACAGAUAACUUAUGUUUACCCAGAGCUCUUGUUGUUGCCAUAGCUAAAGUCACGGGCGAUUCUGGUUAUGAGAACAUAAGAAGAGAUAGAGGUCAUGUUCAGUUAAAUAAGGCGAAACAGUUGAUGCAGGAAGCUGAAGUAUACAUUGAGGCAAACGGUGGCGGAAUACCCGAACUGAACAAAUUCCAAUCUUAUUUUGGUAACAACUUUAAGAUUGUGGUAUAUAAUUUCGGUACUAAAGGGCGCGAAGUCAUAUUUGAAGGCAACUCAGACGCAAAGUUGACAAUCAAUCUAUUAUAUUUUGAAAAUCAUUACAAUGUUAUUACUUCACUAACGUCGGCUUUUGUGUGCCGAUAUUAUUGCGAACCUUGCCAUAUCCCCUAUAACAAUAAAGGGGGUCAUAUUUGUGCCAGUAUUUGCAUAUCUUGUAAACGGUCCCCCGCAUGUGAUCGAGAGCUGAUAAUUAAAUGCGCUGAUUGCCGUAGGAAUUUUGUCUCAAAUUUAUGUUUCAGUAACCAUAAACUUCACUCGGGAAAAGAAGAUAAAUCGGUUUGUGAAAAAUUUUUUAAAUGUCGUACGUGCUACAAAAUAGUUUUAGCCGGGCGAACUCACAGUUGUAAUACAAUUUAUUGCAAUAUAUGUCACCAAAACCGACCAAAUAAUCAUCUUUGUUAUAUGCCCUUGGAUUCCUCUUCACCAAAAUUAACAGAUUUCCUUUUUAUUUUUUACGAUUUAGAAUGCACGCAAAACAAAACUGUAUCUGAUGGAAAAUCUUUGCAUGAACCAAAUUUAUGUGUUUUCAAUCAGAGGUGCGAAGUAUGCAUCGAUUAUCCAAUCGAGAAAGUUGUUUGCAGAAAGUGUGGUGUACGUCAACAGGUAUUAAAUAUGAGCAGCAUAAUUGAGACGUUUUUUCAACAUAUUUUAGAGAUAAGAAAGAAGUUCAAACAUGUAAUAGUUUUGGCACACAAUGGACAGGCUUACGACCAUCAAUUUAUUUUGAAUUAUAUUUUAACCAAAACUCAGUUCAAACCAGAAUUAAUUAUGAGAGGUUCAAAAAUAAUUUCCCUGAGUAUGAAUAAUGUGAAACUGUUAGACUCUUUGAACUAUUUUCCCAUGUCCCUCGCCAAGUUACCAAAAGCGUUCGGUUUAACAGACGAUUUUCGAAAAGGAUUUUUUCCGCAUCACUUUAAUACACCCGAAAAUCAAAAUUAUGUAGGACCGUAUCCCGAUAUGAAGUAUUAUAAUCCAGAUGCUAUGAAGACCGACGAAAGAGAUAAAUUUAUUAGUUGGUACACCGAAAAUAAAGACAACAUCUUUGAUAUGCAAAAGGAAAUUGUCUCUUAUUGCAUAUCCGAUGUAAAUAUAUUAACGCUCGCCUGCCUGAAAUUUCGAGAAUUAUUAAUUAAAUCCGGAAAUGUGUGUCCGUAUACAGAGGCAUGUACGAUUGCCAGCGCAUGUAAUAAACUGUUUCGUCGUAACUUUUUGAAAACAGACACGAUCGGUUUGAUUCCUAGACAGGGAUAUCGAUACCGCGAUAAUCAAUCAAAAGUAGCAAUUCACUGGUUAAUAUGGGAGGAAAAGGUGCGAGGAAUAGACAUCGUGCACGCUGCCAAACAGAAAGAAAUCGUCAUCGGUGGUUUGCCUGUUGAUGGGUAUUGUCCACAAACAAAUCAGGUAUUUGAAAUGAUGGGGUGCUUUUAUCAUGGGUGUGUAAAAUGUUUUAAAAAUGAUCGCGACAAACCUAUACACAGUAACUCGUACGAAACGAUGGAUUUAAGAUACGAAAAUACCUUGUCAAAAAUCAAUCACCUUAAUCAACUAGGUUACGAGGUAAUAGUAAAAUGGGAAUGUGAAUUUAAACAAGAUACAAACCCCAACAUAAAUAAGUAUGUGUCUGAACACCCAUUGGUACAUUUUGCUCCAUUAAACGCGCGAGACAGUUUUUACGGCGGUCGAACCGGUAACAUAAAGUCCUACUAUAAAGUAAAAGACGGAGAAAAGAUCAAUUACAUCGAUAUCUGUUCAUUGUAUCCCUACAUUUGCAAAGUAGGCAAAUUUCCUAUUGCCCAUCCUCAGGUCUUAGUAGGGAGCGACUGUGCCAAUCUCGACGUCACAAAAGUCGAUGGACUUAUUAAAUGCAAGGUACUGCCUCCACAAAAUUUAUUUCAUCCCGUUCUUCCAAUAAAGUUAAAUAAUAAAUUAAUGUUCCCUCUGUGUUAUUCCUGUGCUAAAAAUUUUACGCAGGAGGAUUGUUCCCACGAAAUAGGCGAUAGAGCCAUUGUGGGAACAUGGGUGGCCGACGAAAUUGUCAAAUCUAUAGAAAAGGGUUAUAGGAUUAUGGAGGUAUACGAAGUUUGGAGUUAUAAAACGGAGCAGUAUGAUGGCAAGUCAGGUGGUUUAUUUACUGAAAUGAUGAAUAAAUUUAUUAAAAUCAAACAAGAAGCGAGCGGGUGGCCAUCUAACUGCAAAACUGACAAAGAAAAACGAGCCUAUAUUGCACGAUUUUAUGAAAAAGAAGGUAUAUUAUUGGAGUUUGAUAAAAUUGAAUUGAACCCAGGUCUACGUUCGUUAGCAAAAUUAAUCUUAAAUUCAUUUUUCGGAAAAUUCGGUCAACGAGAGAACCAACCUAAAACCAAAAUUAUUAACCAACCGGUGGAAUUGUAUGCACUUCUGUUCGAUCCUACAAUUGAUGUUGUAGGCAUCUUACCAAUAAACGAAGACACUUUAGUGGUAAACUAUCAGCAUAAAGAGGAAUCAUACACCCUUUUAAGUACAGUUAAUGUAUCCAUUGCAGCAUACGUCACAGCACAAGCUCGUUUGAAGUUAUAUUCAUACAUGGAACGAUUGGGUGAUCGUGUUUUAUACUUUGAUACGGACAGUAUAAUUUAUAUAUCGCGAGAAGGAGAAUACGAGCCCCAAACGGGCGAAUUUAUUGGGGACAUGACAAACGAGCUUGAUUGCUAUGGCGCAGGUAGCUAUAUUACGGAAUUUGCCUCUGGAGGGCCAAAAAAUUAUGGUUUUGUUGUAUAUUCCCCAACACAGGAUAAGUACUUUCAAUCCUGCAAGGUUAAGGGUAUAUGCAUCAAUCACGAGACAUCAAAGCUUGUUAACUUCAACACCAUGAAAAAUUUGAUAAUCAAUGAAGAGAUUCCGAAAAAAAUAUUGUACACUACGUUUGAGAGGACCGCACAGCAUCAGGUGUUAACCAGCCAAAAAGAGAAAAUAUUUCGAGCAAAUUUAUUGAAGAGACGUUUCAGCGGUUACGAUUCAUACCCGUACGGAUACAAGAAGAUAAAGCAGUGCUGA
Molecule: messenger RNA, 3756 nt
Organism: Photinus pyralis (common eastern firefly)
Lineage: Eukaryota; Metazoa; Arthropoda; Insecta; Coleoptera; Lampyridae
Exons: 1
Coding region: 1-3756 (1251 amino acids)
Biological process (GO): DNA replication
Molecular function (GO): nucleotide binding; DNA binding; DNA-directed DNA polymerase activity
Source: RefSeq, a predicted model, not a curated record